UCAUUUCAUUUUUUUAUUUCGUUGCUCUGAAACUCAGCAAUGGCGACGAAGCCCGGUCCUGUAACCAACCUCGAAGAAGAGGCGGAGGACGGUGGUUCAACCGCCGUAGAAAGUUCUAUUCUUACACAGGACGACGAGACUACGAGCGUAUUCGUCUGCGACGACAGAGACAUCGAUUGCGAUCCUUAUUUCCCAUUCGCAGGCCACCCGAUUUCAGACUCCGGUUCGGAUUCGGAGCUCGAUCCGUACACCUGUCCCAUCGAUUUCUUCGAUCGAGAGUCUUCCGAGGGGGUGUACUUAGGAUCUGAAGGACUCACCGGCGAUGAUUUCAAUGUAUGGGGCUUUUACGAACCCAAGGAGGAGGAGAUUGUCUUAGGGACUAGAUGUGAGUCCGGAUCCGGGUCGGAUCAGCAAGGGCUUCGAGUGACCGGUCUCGAUUCGGAUUCCGAUUACGAAGAUGGCGUGUUCGAUUUCACCUCCGGGGCAGAUGAACCGGGUCGGGUCGAGGUUGGUGCGGGUCUUCCUCCUGUUUGGGACUACGACUUGGGUGAUGAUGAAACUGAAGAAUGGGAGGAGGUGCAGAACGCUAUUAACUGGACGGUUAGGGCUCUUAGUAGAUCCGACGAAGAAGAAGAAUUGUCUUCGCAAUCAAGGGAUGAUGAUGAAGAAGAAGAACAUGAGCUUGACUGGCAGGUUUUGAUAACUAUCAACAACGUUGUUAAUUACAUCGAACAAGCUGAAGGUAUCACGAUCAAUCCUGGCGAUAUCGACCCUAGCUAUUACAUGUAUCUAGCUAGUUUGGGUGAUGGUGAUGCUGAUGCUGAUGUUGAUGAUGCUAUUCUUGGGCACAUGUUUGAUAACGAAGCUGGGAUCAGGGGGAAUCCUCCGGCUGCCAAGAGGGUUGUUGAGGAUCUUCCUGUUGUGAAACUUACAUUGGAAGAAGGGGCCAUGGUUUGUGCGGUCUGUAAAGAUGAGAUGGUGCUAGAGGAGGAAGUGAAGAGGCUUCCUUGUAGGCAUUUGUAUCAUGGAGAGUGUAUUACGCCUUGGCUGGGGAUACGGAACACUUGUCCGGUUUGCCGGUUUGAGCUUCCUACUGAUGAUCUUGAGUAUGAAAGGCAUAGGAGAUCACAAAGGAGUGACACCAGUCUUUUCCUUGCCGGGUAGAUAUAUAGUUAAUGAAAAUGUGAAGUAUCUGUUUGUUUGGCCCUGUUAAUAGUCACCGUGUAAGAGGCAAAGAUCCUUUAACCGCUUUGUUUUAUGGUAAGCAGCAGUUAUUGUGAAACGCCAAGUUGUAUAUAUUCCCUUUUUCUAAUGAAAUAAAUCAUGUUAAAACU
Molecule: messenger RNA, 1334 nt
Organism: Raphanus sativus (radish)
Lineage: Eukaryota; Viridiplantae; Streptophyta; Magnoliopsida; Brassicales; Brassicaceae
Exons: 1
Coding region: 40-1164 (374 amino acids)
Biological process (GO): protein ubiquitination
Cellular component (GO): cytoplasm
Molecular function (GO): ubiquitin protein ligase activity
Source: RefSeq, a predicted model, not a curated record